Messenger RNA from Aquila chrysaetos chrysaetos, 5236 nucleotides. It is a transcript of the gene LRP8, whose product is annotated as LDL receptor related protein 8. The transcript is spliced from 19 exons. Bases 98 to 2860 code for a protein of 920 amino acids. Gene Ontology annotation, molecular function: calcium ion binding; protein binding. NCBI's taxonomy places the organism in Eukaryota, Metazoa, Chordata, Aves, Accipitriformes, Accipitridae. The record is from RefSeq and is a predicted model, not a curated record.
GGGGCGGCGCCGGCCGCAGUCGGCACGGGGCAGCGAGCGGCGCGCCGGCUUGCGCGCACCCCGCACACGGCGCGCUGCCACGGAGGGAGCGAGCACCAUGUGCCGGCCAGCGCUCGCCCGGCUGCUGCUCCUCCAGCUGCUGCUGCUGAAGCUGCACCUCGGCAAAGGCGCCGUCAAGGAGUGCGAGGAGGACCAGUUCCAGUGCCGGAACGAGCGGUGCAUCCCCGCCAUCUGGAAAUGCGACGAGGACGACGACUGCUCGGAUAACAGCGACGAGGCGGAUUGCCCAAAGAAAACUUGUGCUGAGUCAGAUUUCACUUGUGACAACGGCCACUGCAUCCCAGCCAGGUGGAAAUGUGAUGGUGAAGAAGAAUGUCCUGAUGGGUCAGAUGAAUCAGAAGCAGCAUGCACUAAGCAAGUAUGUCCAGCUGAAAAAAUUAGCUGUGGGGACUUAAGCAACAAAUGUAUCCCAUUGUCCUGGAGAUGUGAUGGGCAGAAGGAUUGUGAAAGUGGUAUUGAUGAGGCUGGUUGCACUCCUGCCUGUUCUCCCAAUGAGUUCCAGUGCAGUAACAAGUCGUGCAUCUCCAUCAUCUUCGUGUGUGACGGUGACAAUGACUGCGGGGAUGGCAGUGAUGAAAGAAAAUGCUCCCCUCUGACCUGCAACCCCAAUGAGUUCCAGUGUAACAACAGCGUGUGCAUCCCAGAGCUGUGGGUCUGCGAUAACCAGAUGGACUGUGAGGAUCAGUCGGACGAGUCCAUAGAGAAGUGUGGCUACGACGCCAAGGCCCUCAACACCUGCGCGGCUCAUGAGUUCCAGUGCGGCAAUGGUGAAUGCAUCCACCUGAAUUGGAAGUGUGACGGGGACGAAGACUGCAAGGACAAGUCUGAUGAGCAGGAUUGCCCUCUGGUGACCUGCCGGCCAGAUGAAUUCCAGUGUGGCGAUGGGACCUGUAUCCACGGAGCAAAGCAGUGUGACAAGGUGCACGACUGUCCUGACAACAGUGACGAGGCAGGCUGCGUCCAAGAGUCAGCAUGUGAAAGUCCCAGCAAGUUUCAGUGUAAGAGUGGAGAGUGCAUUGACGGAGGCAAAGUGUGCGAUUCACAUAGAGACUGCAGGGACUGGUCUGACGAGCCUGUGAAAGAAUGUGGUAUUAAUGAAUGCUCUAUGAACAACGGUGGUUGCUCACACAUAUGCAAAGACUUGAAGAUUGGUUAUGAAUGUGAAUGCCCACCCGGAUACAAGCUUCUGGAUAAAAAAACGUGUGGAGACAUAGAUGAAUGUGAGAAUCCAGACGCUUGUAGCCAGAUCUGCAUUAAUUACAAGGGGGACUACAAAUGCGAGUGCUACGAGGGAUAUGAGAUGGACACCCUAUCCAAGAACUGCAAAGCUGUAGGGAAGAGCCCAUACCUGAUCUUCACCAAUCGCCAUGAGGUCCGUAAGAUAGACCUGGUGAAAAGGGAUUACUCUCGCAUCAUCCCCAUGCUGAAGAAUGUCGUGGCACUGGACGUGGAGGUGUCAACAAACAGAAUAUAUUGGUGUGAUUUGUUCUAUCGAAAAAUCUACAGUGCCUACAUAGACAAAGCAAGUGACACAGCUGAGCAGGUGAUUUUGAUAGACAGCCAGCUGAACUCUCCUGAAGGACUGGCAAUAGACUGGGUUCAUAAGAAUAUCUACUGGACGGAUUCUGGAAACAAGACCAUCUCAGUGGCCACUGCAGAUGGAAGCAGGAGGAGGACACUUUUCAACAGUGACCUCAGUGAGCCAAGAGCCAUUGCUGUUGAUCCCACACGGAGGUUCAUGUACUGGUCUGACUGGGGAGACAAAGCUAAGAUCGAGAAAGCUGGCCUGAAUGGCAUGGGGCGGCAAGUGCUGGUGACUGACAACAUUGAGUGGCCAAAUGGCAUCACACUUGAUUUGCUGAAUCAGCGUCUCUACUGGGUAGACUCCAAAUUGCAUUCACUGUCCUGCAUUGACUUCAAUGGCAGCAACAGAAAAGUUCUGAUCUCUUCUGUUGACGAUCUGAGCCAUCCUUUUGGCUUAGCAGUGUUUGAGGACAGAGUAUUCUGGACUGACCUGGAGAAUGAAGCAAUCUUCAGCGCAAACAGGCUGAAUGGCUUGGACAUCUCCGUUUUGGCAGAAAAUCUCAAUAAUCCUCAUGACAUCGUGGUAUUUCAUGAACUAAAGCAGCCCAAAGCUCCAGAUUCCUGUGAGCUCAGCCCCCAACCAAACGGAGGCUGUGAGUAUUUGUGUCUUCCUGCACCUCAGAUCUCUCCCCAUUCUCCCAAGUAUACGUGUGCCUGUCCUGACAAUAUGUGGCUGGGUCCUGACAUGAAAAAAUGCCACAAAGAUCUUCCAACUACUUCAACUACUGUACUGGUUUCUACAACCGGAGCAUCCCGUACUGCUGGUACCACCACCAUCGCAACUGUACUUGGCAGCGCCAAUACCACCACGGAAGUCGUCCCCAAAGCUGUAUCAGAAGCGACGAUUACCACCCCAAGUUUUCAUUUACCUUCUACCACAUCCAUCCUGAUAGAUUCUGAGAUGACCACUGGAAACAGCAAUUUAUCACAGCACUAUGCAAAUAAUGACCAAGGCUUUGAUUCAACUGUGACAGCAGCUGUUAUUGGAAUUGUCAUUCCUGUCGUGGUCAUUGGCUUGCUGUGCAUGGGAGGAUACCUCAUCUGGAGAAACUGGAAACGGAAGAAUACUAAAAGUAUGAAUUUUGAUAAUCCAGUGUAUAGGAAGACAACGGAAGAGGAAGAUGAAGACGAAAUCCACAUUGGGCGGACUGCCCAAAUUGGACAUGUCUACCCAGCACGUGUAGCAUUAAGCUUAGAAGAUGACGGGUUGCCAUGAGGAUGAAGUUGCUGCUCCAAACAACACACUGAACAAAUUUGCUUUGGAUCACAGAACCUGCUUCUUCUCGAUCGUUAUUUAUGUUGCAGAAGGGUAACCACAAAGUUAUAAUGAACUGCAAACAUCCAAAGGAUGUGAGAGUUUUGUAUGUAUAAUCUUUUAUACACAUUUUAACUUGUUGCACUACCCAUUUGUGAUAGUGAAUAAGCGACAGCUGAGCUACUAACUCAAUGUACAUAACCAGCCAGGCUGAAGGUUCAGUAGCUAUUGCUUUAUUUUAAGACUAUAUUUAUAGAUAUUUUGUAAAUAUGUUGAAUAUGCUUUGUGGCUAUCCAUCAACAUAAGUAAAACAAAUUCUGUACAGGCAGUUUAGAAAUAUUUAUUAACAAAAUCUGGAUUAUAAGAUCUGUUCUGUAAAUAUAGUAGAGGGGUGAGAGUAUUUAUUUUUUGUAUGUUUGGCUUGCUGUGCAUAGAUUAUCUGUGUAUAUAUCUAUCUAGUCUAGAUAGAUAUAUAGGCAUAUAAAUAUAUACAUAUAUAUAAAAAUAUAUACAUAUAUUUUAAAACUACUAGCCUACAUUUAUGAAAAUUAGGGCUAACUGAAUUUUUACAGGAUGUUUGAGAAGUUUGCUUUGAAAUCUAAAGACACUAAGUGAGAAAGAGCUGUUGGGUAAGAUAGCUGACAAAUGAAGCACUCCCUUAACAAACAGCGCUCCUGUUUUCCGAACUGGCUCGUAAGGGUUGCUUUUAAAUUUUCUAGUCUGUCCAGAAAGAUUCAUCUGCAGUGCUUUUAACUGAAGAGCUAUCGCUUACAGCAUUUCAGUCAGGAGAAACUCCUACAGCGCCCAGUUUUUUUGUGUUGUAUUGUUGCUUUUUACAGCUUGGUACAAAUUUGAUUUAGGUUUUUUGUUUGUUUCUAAAUGUAAAUCUAAAUGCUUUUCCUCACUGGGAAUCUUGCACCUCUCAAGUUAGCUUAGAAUUAGUAGAAACAAAGAUUUAGCCACAUAUUUCCAUAUACCCAAAGUGAGCACUCUCACCUAGCUCAUCAGGAAAAAAAAAAAAAAACAGCACAAUAACAAAAGUUAAUUCCUUCCCUCCUUGCCCUUUUGCCCUACUGAUACUGAUUAAGAGUCCAAAUUAGGGGAUGCUGUGGGGCAGUGUCUUAAUUCAGCAUGUGUAGAAUUCUUUUAAGUGCAGCAAUUAUCUUCCAAAUUACUGCCAGUGGAACAACCUGUACCAUGGUAGAUCUCCCAUACCACAGAGCACUAGGCAAGGAGGUUAAAAAUUCACAGCCUUAUCGAUACUUUUGGCUGGGUCAUCCUGCACCUUGCAGAAAGAACAGUGGGUUUUCUCAUCAUCUCAUUCUAGAAGUUUCCCAGGGAAUUCUAUGGGAAGUGAAUAGACUUACCUAGCACCUCCCUGAACUGUACCAAAACCUAGAGAAAUCUUCCUCAUUUUCUCCGUCAGUCCAAGCUUUUGUAUUCAAGUGAGUAGAAGAAACUCAGCCUGAAUAGGUUUGGGGCUUUUUUUUUUUUUUUCCCUUUCUUCCUUUUGUGUUUGUUUUUCUUUCUUUUAGAAUAAAUUCACAGUGUAAUAUGAGCUGGAAGUUGAUUCUUGACUAAGAAAAGGAAGAAAGUGUCUGAAGACCUAGUAUGCAUUACAAACGUAAUACAUACUCUCAAAAUAUUUCAUGGCCUGCAUAGACAAUAUAUAAAUAAUGAAGCAUCCUUCUAUUUACAUUCUAGAUUUUAAGGCAGUAAAAAAAAUGAUUGAGAGAUCCAAUUAUUGUUUUAAGGUAUGAAGCUCUGUUUGUACAAAUCCAUGCACUGUGUGCAUGAAGAAAAAAAAAAACUGAGAAGGCUGUAUGUGGCAACACUGUAACUAACAGACAAAUGUAAAUAUAUUUGAAAGUUCUACAGUUUUGAUACUUUUUUAAGAACACAUACACACAAACAAACCUGUACAAACCAUGUAUAAAAGGCUGCAGUUUUUUUUCAAACCAUUGUAAAUGAACUCAAUGUGCAGUGCUGAUUUCAACCUUUACAGAUUUAUAACUACUGAGAAGUCAGACACCAAAUUUGUUUUUUAAGAAAUUAAUUAUUUUAAAUAAUGGUUCACAUUGUUAGGAUGAUGUUUAACAUAGUAAUCAUUUCUGAUCUCUGUCUUGUCAUAUUGAAGUUCUGUUAGAGUAAGUUCUUGCUUGGUGCCUUUUGUGUUUCAGUUUUUACGUUGCAGACAAAAGGACCGGGGUGGGGGAGGGAACUGCUCUGUGUAACACUUGCUGUACUUACAUCAAUAAGGAUUACUGAAAACCAAAUGAACACAUUUGUAAAACAGUGCACUGUUUCUAUAGAAAGAUUAAAUUUUUUUAUCUGGGA